AUGUCUCCCCAACACGCCCACCAGUCUAUGGGUAUGGCAAGCUUUGGACACCACACAUCAUCACGAUUUGCACCCAUACCUAGCCAGUUUGCAGCCGCUCAGCCUGUUCGACCUGCUGCAGCUGGUAGAAAGCGUUCCCGGGACGAGGCUUCCGACAACCUUGAGCCUGACAUCAAGUCCCUGCCUGCUGAAGAGCCUGAAGAGGAAUGGAUUUACGGCCCCGGCAUGACCCUCAUUAAGAAGAGCACUGGCUAUGUCACAGAUGCGAGCAGCCAAUCAGGAACAUGGGUUGAAGAGAAGAAGGCCGCUGAGGAAGCCGCGAUCAAAGAGGCACGUUCUCUGAUCAGAAAUCCCAAGUUGCAGCGCGUAUCCCCUACUGUGUCGAGCGCUCCCACAGCUGCAUUCUCUCACCCGAAAAACGACUCCAAGCCUGCCAGCGAGGGACCCAUUGUCGAUAACUUUACUAUGCACCUCGGCAUUGGCUGGCGAAGAAUCAGUGAACAAGAUCACAUCCAACAAGCUGCCCGUGGUUGGGCUCGCUACAUAGAAAACCACUUCCCUGUUUCCAACGCCAGAAUUCUUCUCGAGAGUAGCGGCCUACAAUCGUAUUUCGUGGAAACCAACGAGGGCUUCUUCCUGUUUGCCGAAAACCUACGACAAGGACAACUUGUUAGCCAGACAGCCGAAGGAGCACUUCGAAAUCUCCAGUGCUCCCCACCUAUUUUUGACGGCAUGGACGUUCUCUCUGCUGCUGAGUCUCCUCGACCAGCUAACGCUAUCCCUGAUAUGGAUAUGAGAAUGGACUAA
Molecule: messenger RNA, 807 nt
Organism: Fusarium coffeatum
Lineage: Eukaryota; Fungi; Ascomycota; Sordariomycetes; Hypocreales; Nectriaceae
Exons: 1
Coding region: 1-807 (268 amino acids)
Source: RefSeq, a predicted model, not a curated record